CACCAACUUCCUGUACAUCUUUCUUUGCUUUUCAACGUUAUUGUUUUUCCUUCUUUUUGAUACUAGACAAAACAUAUAUUGUUUCAUGAUGUGUCUGAUUAGAUUAACAGUGUUUCUAUUUUUCUUUCUGGAGACUGUAUAUGGGAAAGAAAAUGGUGGCAUUGUGAAUGGAAAAAGUUCACUUAUUUCAUUCAUGUCAUGCAUUGUUUCAGACCCUCAAAACGCUCUAGAGAGUUGGAAGUCACGGGGUGUUCAUGUUUGUGAUUGGUCAGGUGUAAGAUGCAACAAUGCAAGUGACGUCAUCAUAGAGCUUGAUCUCAGUGGAAGGACACUAGGAGGCACCAUUUCCCCUGCUCUUGCCAACAUCUCUUCCUUGCAAAUUCUUGACCUUUCUGGGAACUUUUUGGUGGGUCACAUUCCAAAAGAACUAGGCUAUUUGGUUCACCUUGGAGAACUCAGUUUGUCGGGGAAUUUUCUGGAAGGGCACAUUCCCUCAGAGUUUGGUUCACUUCACAACUUGUACUACCUUGACAUGAGAAGCAAUCAUCUUGAGGGAGAGAUUCCCCCAUCACUUUUCUGUAAUGGAACUUCACUGAGCUAUGUAGACCUCUCUAAUAAUUCCUUAGGGGGACAAAUCCCCUUGAACAAUGAGUGUAUCCUUAAAGAGCUCAGGUACCUGUUACUUUGGUCUAACAAGCUUGUAGGCCAAGUUCCUUUAGCUCUUUCAAACUCUACCAAGCUUAAAUGGCUUGAUUUGGGGUUGAAUAUGUUCAGUGGAGAGCUUCCUUCUAAGAUUGUACAUAAUUGGCCACAACUACAAUUCCUCUACUUGUCAUACAACAAUUUUGCUAGCCAUGAUGGUAAUACCAACCUUGAACCUUUCUUUGCUUCGUUGAUGAAUUUAUCAUACUUUGAAGAACUUGAAUUGGCGGGAAACAAUCUUGGUGGGAAGCUGCCUCAUAAUGUUGGUGAUCUUCCCUCCAGCCUGAAAGAACUUCACCUAGAAAAAAAUCUCAUAUAUGGCUCUAUACCUCCACACAUUUCUAACCUUGUCAAUCUGACUUUCUUGAAGUUGUCCAAUAAUCUAUUAAAUGGAUCAGUCCCUUCAAGCCUUUCCCACAUGAAUAGACUAGAAAGAAUUUAUUUGUCAAACAAUUCACUAUCUGGUGAGAUACCUUCAACCCUUGGUGACAAUCAGCAUCUGGGGCUUCUAGACAUGUCAGGAAACAAGCUAUCUGGUCCAAUACCAGAUAGUUUUGCAAAUCUCUCACAGUUAAGGAGGCUUUUACUUUAUGACAACCAGCUUUCUGGAACAAUCCCACCAAGUCUGGGAAAAUGUGUCAAUUUGGAGAUUUUAGACUUAUCUCACAACAAGAUAACUGGGUUGAUUCCUGGUGAAGUUGCAGCCUUGAAUAGCUUGAAACUAUACUUGAAUUUAUCAAACAAUAACUUACAUGGUUCUUUACCAUUAGAACUCAGCAAAAUGGACAUGGUGCUAUCUAUUGAUGUAUCCAAGAACAAUCUCUCUGGCAGCAUUCCACCACAACUUGAAAGUUGCACAGCACUGGAGUACCUCAACCUCUCUGGUAAUUCCUUUGAAGGCUCUCUCCCUUAUUCUUUAGGCCAAUUGCUCUAUAUUCGAGCACUUGAUGUGUCUUCAAAUCAUUUGAUUGGGGAAAUACCAGAUUCCUUUAAGUUGUCUUCCUCUCUCAAGGAACUUAAUUUCUCUUUCAACAAAUUCUCAGGGAAUGUCUCAAAUAAUGGAGCAUUUUCAAAUCUUACCAUAGACUCUUUCCUUGGAAAUAGUGGUCUAUGUGGCCCUUUUGAAGGCAUGCAAAGAUGUCACAAGAAACGUAGUUAUCAUUUGGUGUUCUUGUUGAUUCCUGUGUUACUUUUUGGCACACCUCUCAUAUGCAUGUUUUUAAGGUACUCAAUGGCAAUCAAGUCAAAAGUUACCAAGCAAUGUUCAUUUGUUAGCAGAGGUGAUUUGGAGAAUAAUGAAGAGGGAACAAAAGAGCUCAAGUACCCUAGAAUUUCAUAUAGACAACUUAGAGAAGCCACUGGAGGCUUCAGUUCUUCAAGCUUAAUUGGUUCAGGCAGGUUUGGACAGGUCUACAAAGGAAUGCUUCAUGAUAAUACAAGAGUAGCUGUGAAGGUGUUGGAUACAACAGGUGGUGAGAUGUCAAGGAGCUUUAGAAGGGAAUGUCAAAUCCUGAAAAAGAUAAGGCACAGAAAUUUGAUAAGGAUCAUCACAAUUUGCUGUAGGCCAGAAUUUAAUGCCAUUGUUUUUCCCUUGAUGCCAAAUGGUAGCCUUGAGAGGCACCUAUAUCAAAGCCAAAGAUUUGAUGUGGUUCAGUUAGUAAGAAUCUGCAGUGAUGUAGCUGAGGGAAUUUCCUAUCUGCACCAUUACUCUCCAGUGAAAGUAGUGCAUUGUGAUCUUAAGCCAAGUAAUAUACUCCUUGAUGAAGAUAUGACAGCUUUGGUUACUGAUUUUGGAAUUUCAAGGCUUCUGCAUAGUGAUGAGAAUAUUUCCACAAGUAACUCAGCAUCAUUCAGUUCAACACACGGUUUGUUAUGUGGCUCGGUUGGUUAUAUAGCUCCUGAAUACGGAAUGGGAAAGCAUGCUUCAACUGAGGGUGAUGUGUACAGUUAUGGAGUACUUGUGUUGGAGAUGGUCUCAGGAAGACGCCCCACAGAUGUCCUCAGCCAUGAAGGCUCAAGCUUGUGUGAGUGGAUUAAGAGACAAUACACACAACAACACCAACUUCAAAACCUUGUUGAACAAACACUGCAAAGGUUCUCUCCUUGUGGCAUACCAUAUCAUCGUAACAAAAUUUUGAAAGACGUUAUUCUGGAACUCAUUGAGCUAGGGCUUCUCUGCACACAGCAUAAUCCUUCAACAAGACCAACCAUGUUGGAUGUAGCACAAGAGAUGGGUAGGUUGAAGGACUACCUUACUAAGUCAACCUUGCCUCGUCAUUCAAGUCAAUCCCCACAUUGA
Messenger RNA from Cajanus cajan (pigeon pea), 3001 nucleotides. Its product is annotated as putative leucine-rich repeat receptor-like serine/threonine-protein kinase At2g24130. NCBI's taxonomy places the organism in Eukaryota, Viridiplantae, Streptophyta, Magnoliopsida, Fabales, Fabaceae. Gene Ontology annotation, biological process: protein phosphorylation. Gene Ontology annotation, molecular function: protein kinase activity; ATP binding; protein binding. The record is from RefSeq and is a predicted model, not a curated record.